AUGUCGAAAGGCCAAGGAGAUGGGGGCGCUGCUGGGCCGAACUGGCGGGACAAGUUAGCCAUGUUGGACCAACGAUAUGGAUGUGAUGAGGAUGACUGCUCGGAAUCGUCCAAUACUUGCGGUUCAGACAGCGAAGAAGUAUCUAGGGAAGACCGGCCUUCCCCAAACGAACAAAACAGUCACAACGACACCGAUGACGCGCAGUCCACGGGCAGCGUGAUCAAGAACCCAGCCCAAGACUUGCCAGAUGUCUUUUAUGAUGACGACGAGGAUUGGGAAACUGAGAGUGAGGAGGAUCACGACGACGAGAGUGACGAAGACGACAACCAGCCGAAGUCCUCACUGUUGACCUAUCUCUACCAUCGCUUCGGCCCGUCCCUCCGCUGGGAGAACCGCUGCACUUGCUGCGAGUUCCUAGUCGACCGCAGAGAAGCGCGAAGGAAAGUAGAGAGAGAAUACUUCGCCCAGGCGGGAGGGAGCUGCCUCAUAAAGGACCCAUGCGUUCUUCUUCCCUACAGAAUGGCUGACCUGCCCGGCACGGAGAACGUCGACAAGCCGGUGCUGACGGUGACGACACCGGAGGGGGAGGAACUCUACCCACACGACUUGGAGGAAUACCCGGAGCCGCCGGAAGAUUCGCGAGCUGGCGGGCCACUCGCCAGUCCCAACUCAAGGAGAUAUGCGGUGCCGUAUGAGGAGGAGGACGGGCCGGACCUUUGA
Molecule: messenger RNA, 720 nt
Organism: Diaporthe batatas
Lineage: Eukaryota; Fungi; Ascomycota; Sordariomycetes; Diaporthales; Diaporthaceae
Exons: 1
Coding region: 1-720 (239 amino acids)
Source: RefSeq, a predicted model, not a curated record